AUGCGGUGGUUGGCGCCUCCAGACCGUAGAGAACUCACGCUCAUCAUCUUUUGCCUGACGAUAUUCACUUUCGCUUACAAUUUCACGAACUCUACUCGAUUUCUUGGUAUUGAUCCCGCUGCGACAAAGGGCGUGCUCGGAUUUAGCAGCCUCGGCUUUGGCGCCUCAAACAUCAUUGGCAAUGACGGAAGGAAACUUGCUAGAUGGCGAGAUGCUGUUGAGAAUCUGAUAUUUGGCGACUGGGGCUGGGAUUCAGGACACAUUGCUGGGGAUGGCCUGGAGAGGAGCCAAGGCCUUGGCGUUGAGCCGCACCAUGCCAUGUGGAUGUCGGUCAAAGAGGUGCCCAAGAUCAAUGGCAUCGAAAUGCAGCCAUUCGUGUCGUGGGGGAGAAAUGUGCCGACCGCGAAGGUUCUGCAGCAUACUCCAGGACAUUCCGUCCUUGACAACGUCAUUCUAUUCAAGGGCAACGUGUACCUCGUAACCGACGACCCAGGUGGUCUCCCAUCCCUCGGCUCCAUCGUAUCACCACCAAAUUUCUGGUCGAAGAUUUCCACCGCCGAAGCAAUUGAGGAAUUUGGUACUUAUGGUGGCCGUCUGGGAGGUGUGACAUUUAUAUCCACGGACCCCUCUCCCGCUAAUUCUACCUUGCACGAAUUAUGGCGGACAUAUAGCGCCUUGGACCCUUCAAUUGACGCGGAGGGGAGGACUAUUCUACCACCGCCUCAUCGAAUUUUCAUGCCUUUCCUUCACCCCUUUACGGAUCCAGACCCGCCCUAUGAGAAUCCGAUGUUGCCCCGUCCUCGAACAGACACUGGUUUCCACCCAUUCCUCGUCAAGGCUGCCUUCCCCCAGAUGGCGGUUAUGUUCGACCAAGACUGGAUGGACUACCACUUUAUGGAGGUCCCAUAUGUCGUUGAGCGGAUGGUGAUUGUUGACCGAAAUUCAGGCAAUAUUUUACCAGAAGUCGUGUCGCCAUAUUGGUGGGAGCCCAUUCGGAAGCAGCUUGCGACCCACUUGAACUUGGAGGACGAGAAAUCGAAGAAAAAGGUCAUUACCUAUGUCCACAGGCAGAAUCAGUCUCCCCAACACGACUGGGAGCCACCCACACCCAAGCUGAAGGCAGAAGACCAUCAGUUGUUGGUGAAGAAACUGAAGAAGAUGGCGUAUUCCUAUGGUCAUGAAUUCAACGUGGUUUCGGCGCUAGACUUCGAGACUUCGUGGCAUGAUAGGAUAUCUUCGAUUGUGCGGUCCACGGUGCUUCUGGGUGCACACGGGAGUGAUCUAAUGGAUGGAAUGUUUAUGCGACGAACACCGCAGACGACAGUGAUAGAGUUUUUCCCACAGGACAGAUUUGUGAGGGAUAGAGCGACUAUGGCGCACGGGCUAGGGAUGCACUACGUUGCCUGGUGCAAUGACCAAAAAUACACGUCAGACAACCUACCACCCAUUUCAAAACCAGAGAACGAUGAAGCGACGAUGACAGUAAACGCUGACCUCGUUGCUCAGACUAUCCGUGAUAUUCUUUCUCGUUCAUGA
Messenger RNA from Desarmillaria tabescens, 1536 nucleotides. RefSeq lists its product as uncharacterized. The transcript is spliced from 4 exons. Bases 1 to 1536 code for a protein of 511 amino acids. NCBI's taxonomy places the organism in Eukaryota, Fungi, Basidiomycota, Agaricomycetes, Agaricales, Physalacriaceae. The record is from RefSeq and is a predicted model, not a curated record.